Talaromyces amestolkiae is the source of this 1521-nucleotide messenger RNA. RefSeq lists its product as uncharacterized. Lineage: Eukaryota; Fungi; Ascomycota; Eurotiomycetes; Eurotiales; Trichocomaceae. The transcript has 4 exons. The record is from RefSeq and is a predicted model, not a curated record. Gene Ontology annotation, molecular function: dol-P-Man:Man(5)GlcNAc(2)-PP-Dol alpha-1,3-mannosyltransferase activity. Gene Ontology annotation, cellular component: endoplasmic reticulum. The coding region runs from base 1 to 1521 and encodes 506 amino acids.
AUGCCGCCAAUCCUCCAUCCGCGCUCGCGGUCAACAAGCUCCCUCUUUGCUGCCACCAUGGUAGCUUCUUUUGUCAUCGUCGGCCUCCCUCACAUAUUCCCCUGUCCCGCUCCGCGCCGAACACUAGCCGAUUCGCAAGUCGAGAUGACAGCCGACGGUCAACAGAUUAUGAGACCGCGGAGGAGAAGGAAAACACCAGAAAGCACACUACAAGAAGAUAAUAUGCAAUAUACUAAGGAUGCUGCUGCAACGAAAGCAGUACCGACGCAAUACGGAGAAUCAUCGGCUGACGAGGUAGCGACGUUCCUACAAAUGGAGGCUGAAGCAGAGUCACUUGCGCGCAUUGGUCGAGAAUAUGCGGUGCUUUCUGCACUUAUCAUCAGAAAAGUGCCCUACACAGAAAUUGACUGGACAACCUACAUGCAACAGAUCGUCCUCUACCAAGCCGGUGAACGUGACUAUACCGCAAUCAAAGGCGACACCGGCCCUCUCGUUUACCCCGCCGGCCACGUUUAUAUCUACUCCUUUUUAUACGAGUUGACGAACAAGGGACAAGACAUUGCGCUGGCACAAUACAUCUUCGCGGGAAUAUACAUUGCGACCUUGAUCGUUGUUCUGUCUUGUUACAUCAAAGCCGGUGCGCCACCAUACUUGCUUCCGUUGCUGGUGCUUUCCAAACGACUGCACAGCAUUUACAUGCUGAGAUUGUUCAAUGAUGGAAUUGCGACGCUGGCUAUGUGGUUGGCUAUCUUCUUCUUUCAGCGACGACAAUUGACGAUCGCGACUACUAUAUGGUCUUUGGGAGUGGGCGUGAAGAUGUCUUUGUUAUUGCUUGCUCCGGCAGUGGCUAUUAUAAUAGCUUUAUCGGGAGGGAUUUGGGCGGCGGUACCACUUGCGCUGAACGCGAUUUUAACACAGGUGCUACUUGGCAUACCAUUUCUGCAGGAAAAUGCCAUUGGCUAUGUAUCACGCGCAUUCGAGCUCACCAGACAAUUCCUCUAUGAAUGGACCGUCAACUGGCGAUUCAUGGACGAGGAAGUCUUCGAUUCGCCCGUCUUUGCCAUCAAUCUCCUCGUUCUACACGCCGUCCUCGUCAUCGCUUUUCUCGCUACCCGCUGGAUCCGUCCAUCGGGCGAAGAAAUCGAUACAUUCGCCCAGAAGUUCAUCGAGGGCCGUUCGACAAAGGUCCCAUUAUCAAGUAAGUAUAUCACCACCACAAUCCUCUCGUCAAUGGCCAUCGGCAUGCUAUGCGCAAGAUCGCUGCAUUAUCAGUUUUAUGCGUAUCUCGCCUGGACUACGCCGUUCUUGCUAUGGCAAGCGAAACUUCAUCCCGUCUUGAUAUACGCUGUCUGGGCGGUGCAAGAGUGGGGAUGGAAUGUGUUCCCCAGCACCAUUGCUAGCUCAGCUGCUGUUGUUGUCUGUUUGGGUUUCCAGGUCGUGAUGCUUUUGGCGAGUGAUAAUUUCUCUCAGGGCCCGACAGACGAGGCGAAGAAGGCGACGGCAGAACAAAAGACAAAAUGA